CAUUGACGGGCUCGCGAAGUAAUGUCUGGCCACAUAAUCUAGCGCUCCUCCUCCUCCUUCGUUCGCCUCCUCCGAAAACAUCAUGGAAGAAUACGCACGUGAACCAUGCCCAUGGCGCAUUGUAGAUGACUGCGGUGGUGCCUUCACCAUGGGUGCCAUUGGUGGUGCUGUGUUUCAGAGCAUAAAGGGCUUCAGAAAUGCACCCUCGGGCGUGAAUCGCAGACUUCUCGGCAGCUUGGGCGCAAUCAAGGAGAGAGCUCCCAUCAUAGGAGGAAACUUUGCAGUAUGGGGUGGCUUGUUCUCAACAAUAGACUGCACCAUGGUCAAGAUUCGCAAAAAAGAAGACCCGUGGAACUCAAUCACAAGUGGGGCUCUCACGGGAGCCAUCUUGGCUGUCAGAAAUGGUGCUGGAGCAAUGGUAGGAUCAGCCGUUAUAGGGGGUGUUCUAUUGGCUCUGAUAGAAGGUGUUGGAAUAUUGUUUACACGAUACUCUGCAGAGCAGUUCAAACCAGUGAAUCCACAAAUGGAGGACCCAUCGCAACUAGGAGCAACACCAUUUGGCACCAGUUCACAGUACCAGUGAAUGUGGACAUCCUGUGCACGAGCAGGAGUGUGUGUGUGUGGAGGACUAGCUGUGCAGUGGUACAUCCCAAGCACCUGUGGUGGACAGCCGCUCGCCCCACUGUUUACAGAGAAGAUUGUUAGUUAGCCAGCCAUGAGCAUGGUGUCAUGUGCAUAUUCAAAUCCAUUAAGAUAUCCACUUCCAAAGAGUGCCAGUUCCACAUUGCAGUGUGGAGGAGUGGCACUUCUAAUAAAAGAAAAGGAGUAGACA
Molecule: messenger RNA, 832 nt
Organism: Dermacentor andersoni
Lineage: Eukaryota; Metazoa; Arthropoda; Arachnida; Ixodida; Ixodidae
Gene: Tim17b
Product: Translocase of the inner mitochondrial membrane 17b
Biological process (GO): protein import into mitochondrial matrix
Cellular component (GO): TIM23 mitochondrial import inner membrane translocase complex
Molecular function (GO): transmembrane protein transporter activity
Source: RefSeq, a predicted model, not a curated record